Messenger RNA from Engraulis encrasicolus (European anchovy), 4869 nucleotides. It is a transcript of the gene sema7a, whose product is annotated as semaphorin 7A (JohnMiltonHagen blood group). Gene Ontology annotation, molecular function: integrin binding; chemorepellent activity; semaphorin receptor binding. Bases 577 to 2553 code for a protein of 658 amino acids. NCBI's taxonomy places the organism in Eukaryota, Metazoa, Chordata, Actinopteri, Clupeiformes, Engraulidae. The transcript is spliced from 14 exons. The record is from RefSeq and is a predicted model, not a curated record. Gene Ontology annotation, biological process: regulation of inflammatory response; neural crest cell migration; axon guidance. Gene Ontology annotation, cellular component: external side of plasma membrane; plasma membrane.
UGAUUCGUGCCGGGGCCAGGGUAGCUGCGCCUUUCUCUGAUUCGGAUUUGCUUUUGAUCUUUGACUUGAGUCGAAUCUGAACGUUUUCAGGCAUAGCGUUUCGUUUCGUUAACACGUAAUGUCGACAGCCUAUUUAGCUCAAAUGACACCGCCAUCCCUUGAUUUUCGGGAGUGCGCUACUGUAGCGCUUCGCCGGGCUCCUCAUUAAAUUUUCAGGACAUUAGAUCUAACGGAAAAGGGACCUGUUGGAGCUCACAACAAAUGUUGCACUUGUCAUCUAGAGCGUACUGAACAAUUUCAGAGAUGGGUAACAUUAUGUCAGCAUCAGCACCGUGUUGCGAGUGGGGGUGUGCGCCGUGCGCAAUGGCUCUGCAGCGAAGGAUAGAACUACCCCCCCUGUAGUGGUGGGAGGCGCACAUGCGUUGGGAAUCUCUCGUUGACAAGUACUAGGGUAUUUCGACGCUGUGGUGUUGUAGUAGUGUGGAUAUGGGGACCAUGUAGGUUCUAUGCAACUGGACAAAGGUGCCUGAUUGAAGAGAGAGCUUGCAAAGUAGCCGUGUAGGUCUAUCAAUCAACAUGACACAUUCUCUACCAGCAUUGAGUUUUUAUUUAUGGAACUUUAUCACAACACUUGUGCUAUGUGUGAACACAAGGGAUAUUCCAAGACUGAAACUGCGGCAGGAUGGAGAUAAUGACCGUCUUCCAUACCAGAGAAAUUUAAGCCACACCGUCUUCUUUUAUCAAGCCAAUUCUGACUGUCUGUUCGUUGGUGGAGCAAACUUUGUGCUUCAGGUUGACUUGAAAAAUUGCAGUGUUUUAGAGAACUACACGCUCUCGACAGGUGACGAACAGUCCUGCAGUGAGGGUCGAUGUGAAAAUGUAAUCACAACAAUUGAAGAUUUCCAAAACGAUGGAUUAUUUGUGUGUGGAACUAACGGAGAGAAGCAACCAUGCUGGAGAGUGUUCCCCAAAGACAGUAGCCAGCCGAGUCAGGUGGUGGAGAGCUACGAGGGAAGAGGAAUCGCCCCUUACACCUUUACCCAGAACUCCCUCUCCCUGUCUGUGGAUGGAGACCUGUAUUCUGCCGCUCCCUUAUACAAAGAUGGCAGCUCCCUGCAGUUCAGGAGGACAGCGGGCAAGCGCACUAACGUCUGGAUGUAUGACAGAUGGGUCACAGACCCCACCUUCAUCUCCGCCUUCUCCAUCCCCCUGGAGGACGACCCUGACGAUGAAAAGAUUUACGUCUUCUUCCGCGAGAAGAACUCCGAUAGCAGUCCCGAGGCCGACCCCUGGAUAUCCAGAGUGGCCCGGGUGUGCAAGGUGGACGAGGGUGGAUCCAAGAGGUUUUUCCAGAACAUUUGGACCUCGUUUCUGAAGGCUCGGCUUGUGUGCGGCAUCCCGAGCGAGUCGCUUUACUUCAACCGUCUCCAGGACAUCCACUUCCAGCCUCAUGCCGACUGGAGGAAGUCCCGGGUGUACGCGCUGUUCUCCAGUAGCUGGAACUCGACAGCUGUCUGUGUCUACUCCAUGGAGGAAAUUGACAAAGUCUUUGAGAGUUCUGACUUCAAAGGCUAUGAUGAGCCCAUCCCCGACCCCAGGCCAGGAACGUGUACUAGGAACAGCAGGAACAUCCCCAUUGGUACCAUCACCGUCAUCAAGGAGCACUCUGAGAUGACAGACUGGAUUCGACCAAUCAAAUGGCAGGCUCCAUUCUAUGUCAGCAGCAACAACUAUACCAAAAUAGCCGUGGAUCAAGUCGACACCAACAAUGACACAUACAAUGUGUUUCUUCUUGCCACAGAGAGUGGCACCAUUCAUAAGAUCCUGGAGGAUGAGCAGCAGCACUUCAUCAUCUCCGAGACCCAGCUCAACAGCUUCUCAGCCCCCAUCCAGUCCAUGAAGCUGGACACCAAGAGGAGGAAGCUGAUCAUCGGAUAUCCAGGCCAGAUGUCGUAUUUGGACCUGCAGAGAUGCCAGGACUAUAAUAAAUCUUGUGCAGAAUGUGUUCUGGCUCGUGACCCCUACUGCUCGUGGACGCCCAAGGGAUGCACAGCUGAUGUCCCACGGGGCGUUCAGAACAUUGGGACAGGGCAAACGGACGUGUGUCCAAAAACAGGUGGCAGCAGGCACAAGCGUGGCACCCUGAUGUCCUCUCCCGACCUGCUGAAGGUGGUCCACACGGUGCCGCUGGACUUCCCCUUCUACCUGUCCUGCCCCAUCGAUUCCUACCAUGCCACCUACACCUGGACGCGCAACGGCGCGCGAGCCGGCGACUGCCAGCGCUCGGGCUCCGACUGCCUGCACCUGAUCCCGGCCAUGGAGCCGGGCAGCUACGGGGGGUACCAGUGCAUUUCGCAGGAGCGCGACCACACCCGCGUGCUGAAGGAGUACCAGCUGAUGCCGCCGGAGCCGGAGAGGCAGGAGCAGCCCAAACGCAAAUCCUUCCUGGACAAGAUUAAGAUAUUCAAUGGCGCGUCACAGGUGAUGCCACGCCUGGCACAGACUGCAGUGUUGCCGCUCAUGUUGGCACUGGUGUGGUGCUCCUCUGACUGAUGUGCAAGCUUCGUAAGAGCUUAUAUGCCACAGGGAUCUCAAGGGGUCCCGAGAGGGGAAAUCAAGCCCUACCAUUCCCACCCUUUUGGCUCAACCAACUACAGUACACAUGGCCCAUCCAACAGAGCUUACACCCGUACCAUGACCAGGCCCGGGCCCAGGGACCUGCACAGGGGACCAGGAGGACAAACUGAGCCCUUCCAUCCCUGCCCCUUUCCCUGAGGAGCACGACAUACCAGGCAGCGUGCUGUACCACAUACAAUGUCCAGUGGCACCUCACACCCAUAAAGAGUCCCUGAUGAUGAUAGCAAUAUGAUCAUGAAUAUGAUAGCAUAUAGUCAUGUCUCCUAUUAGUUGGCUUUCCUUUUUCCCCUACUUUAGGUUUUAUCCAUCUUUCUCUGGCCUCUUCAUACAGAGGGGGCCUGUCAAUGCUGAAAAAAGUGUAACUGCAUCAUAACAACAUUGCUACGACAUUGCAGAACAGAUUAAGACAUGGCCAUUACCAUAUUUGACCAUUUCAUUACAACUUCAGCUUUGCAUGCAGGGGUUAAAUGUGGGUGACUGUCAGUGUUAUGGAAAGACAGCGGAGGAUGACCUGUUGGUUGAAGUACUGUAGGAUCGAGGUGGGGUAAAGGGGUCAGUUGUCUCGGGCACAGAGAGAGGAGGGGCCCAGAAACGGUUCAACAUUGCAUUGUAUGAAUUGAGAGGGGGGUGGGCCCUUUCAGAUGGUUGUGUCCCGCACCCAGUCAGAGCUGUCAGUGGCCCUGGUAGGAUGGUAUGGCUGAAUAUGAUGUAGAUGUAAUGUGAUGCCCCCUGCGAAGUCGGAGCACCAAGGGAGGUUUGCGUCUAGCUGCACUCCUCACAGUAGCCUACUUCUUUAGUGAGUGACUGUGCCUCAUCGUGGUGUAGGGGUGAACUCAGGGGAGCAUGAGCAACAACAACAUACUUCACCAACCCCCUGAAGCCAAUUGGUGCACGUGAAGUGAAGCCUCUGGGUCCAUCACCCAUUGGUGGAUGAUUACCGUAUUAUGAUAGCAAAGACCGAAGUGAAAAAAAAUCCAUUUCACUGAGGCCCUAUCUGAUACUGUCAGAUAAGAGAAGCAAGAUGCUGAGGCCCUAUGCUUGUCAUGUUCAUCACACUUUAUUUGACAGGACAGUCGAAGAUGUUGGCAGGAAGCGAAUGGGACAGAGAGACAGGGGAGGAUCUGGAAAUGACCCCGGCCGAACUCGAACCGGGGUCCCCGUGGGCUUGGCAUGCAAGCCCAAAUGUGGGGGGCUUAUAGUGUAUAGCAGGCAUCACUUGGAGUCAUGAUGGGCAGGCAGUUUUGAAGCCUCAAGAGUGCAAUAGAAUGUUGAAGCCAGGGGUGUGUGUGUGUGUCUGUGUGUGUCUGUGUGUGUGUGUGUGUGUGUGUGUGUGUGUGUGUGUGUGUGUGUGUGUGUGUGCGUGUGUGUGUGUGUGCAUGCGUGCGUGUAUCUAUCUGUCUGUCUGUCUGUCUGUCUGUCUGUCUGUCUGUCUGUCUGUCUGUCUGUUUGUGUACUCAUUCCAACUAAAGAGUCGUGUUAUUUUGAAGUUAUUCCUGAAUUUAUUCAUUGGUUAUCGCAUGGUUUAGUAGUCUGUUAGUAACACACCAGCGUCUUGUGUGGUUGUGCAAAGCAGGGUUGUCAGUCAGUCUGAAGACACAUUUGUGCAGCAGAGUUGUGCAGAGUUGUGUGUGUGUUAUGCCCCCCCCCCCUCCGCACACACAAUGGAACAGGAUGUGGAAAUUUCAAAACAGGAAGUCCCUCAGUGGAGCGCAGAAGUCCUGUGUUGUGCCUAAAAACUAUUUCUUCUGGGUGGGGCAGAGUUUGAAAAGUAGUCAUUAGCAGGGGACUGCUUCAGCAGUGGCAAUACGAGGGGACAGAGAGAAAGGGAAACUUUUUCUGGGCUUACUUUGUUCUUUUUGAUCUUUCUCAUUUCUCAUUGAUGUGAAUUAUGAAAUAUAAACUGUGUUGUGAACCAAACAUUUAAAUUUGUUAGCAAAUGCUGGUCUUGGUGCAGAUGAUUGCACUCAGCAACUAACCACAUCAUACUUGUCCCCUUUGUUCUCAAAGCAGGAGAGGAGUGAAGUAGUUUGUGGGGGCUGGGGGAAUUUUAAUUAAUGUUUAAUUUCAUUUUUUAUUAUUUAUUGUGUUGUUGACAAUGUUUUCACAUGUUUUCAUUUUGUUUUGCACUUUAAACAGCAAUAAACAUUAUUUUAGAGACAGAAAGGAUGGACAAUAUGUCGAUUACCGAAGUAUGUCGUACUAUUUUUUCUAAUAAAAUGAUUUUUACACUUC